Molecule: messenger RNA, 945 nt
Organism: Solanum verrucosum
Lineage: Eukaryota; Viridiplantae; Streptophyta; Magnoliopsida; Solanales; Solanaceae
Exons: 1
Coding region: 1-933 (310 amino acids)
Source: RefSeq, a predicted model, not a curated record
AUGAGAGAUUUUGCUUCUUGUUUUAGUGAAAAUGCAAUACAAACUACUUCUUGUUCUAAUUAUUCAAACACUUCUUGUUUUCCUCAAAAUUCUUCAACUACUCCUUCAACACAAAACAAUGUUACAUGUUUGUACAAUGUUAUUUUAUCCAAUAAAAAACACUUGUUGAUCAUAGUUUCAUGGUCCAAAACAAAUGUGUCACAAACUUUGUACAUACAAUUUGGUGAUAAUCCUUCAAAUUCCUUCAAAAUUAGCGCGAUUUCGAAGAAAAAAAAGGGGAAGAAAUCAAUUGAAUUUGAUUAUGAUUAUGAUGAUCAUAAAAAAGUUGAAGUUUUUUGGGAUUUAUGUGAUGCUAGGUACAACAACAUGUUUGGUCCAGAACCAAUUGAUAAGUACUAUGUUGUUGUUACAUUUGAUUCUGAAAUUGUACUAAGUCUUGGUGACAUUGAAGAAAAAAAAUUCAAGAAUUAUUGCAAUUCAAUGGCAAAAUUUAGUUUAGUGUCAAGACAAGAACAUUUUUCAGGCAACACAAUUUAUUCAACAAAGGCACAAUUUUGUGAGAAUGGGUCAAAACAUGAUAUUUUGAUAAGUUGUAGGGGUGAAAAUGAAGGAAAAAAUAUUCAUCAACAAUAUAAUUAUCCUGUUUUAUCAAUUUGUAUUGAUAAGAAGAUGGUGAUUAAAGUAAAGAGGUUACAAUGGAAUUUUAGGGGAAAUCAAAGUAUUUUCUUGGAUGGUUUGUUUGUGGAUCUUAUGUGGGAUGUUCAUGAUUGGUUCUUUAAUUCAACAAACUCUGGUUGUGCUGUUUUUAUGUUUAGGACAAGAAGUGGAUUGGAGAGUAGUAGAUUGUGGUUAGAAGAUAAAGACAAGUUGACGCACAAGAAUCAAGAUAAAGUUGAGUUCUCAUUCAUGAUCUAUGCAUGUAAGACCACAUGAUUUCUUCUGGUU